Messenger RNA from Gilbertella persicaria, 432 nucleotides. Its product is annotated as prenylated rab acceptor PRA1. The record is from RefSeq and is a predicted model, not a curated record. Gene Ontology annotation, cellular component: Golgi apparatus. The annotation marks the transcript as partial. The transcript has 4 exons. Lineage: Eukaryota; Fungi; Mucoromycota; Mucoromycetes; Mucorales; Choanephoraceae.
UUCAAACAAGAAAAAUUAGCCAACAUUAGACCCGUAUCCGACUUUUUUGAUAGAAAUCGAUUCAGGCCCACAACUUCAUUUCCAGUUGUAACGCAGAGAUGGAACUACAAUUUACAGUACUUUUCAUCCAACUAUGUACUAGUCAUGAUUUGCUUAGCCAUGUACGCUGUGCUGACCAACUGGUUCUUGUUAUUUACAAUUGUAUUCAUUUAUGGUGGAAUUCACAUGAUUUCAAAGCUGAGUGAGUCAGGUUCUAUUGCCAGUAUUCCAAUCUCUAUGCCCAAGUUAUAUACAGGUUAUGCAAUAGGCUCACUUUUGCUCCUUUUUAUCUCAGGAGCCACUAGCACUAUCUUUUGGAUUAUUGGUGCAGGUGUUUUAAUCAUAUUGUGUCACGCAACCAUGUUAGAACCCGGGCUUGAAGGCGAUUUUGCU